AUGGUCUCACUUCCAACUCCGCAUGCAAAUCCCUUAUUUAAUUACAUCAGUUAUUGCAAAAUAUUGGAUUAUAACAAGAUUCUAAGCUGUGUUAGGACGAAAUUGUUGAAUAAUUUUCACACCUUUGUGCGUGAUUGGAAUGAUGUAAAUUUGAAAUGGAAUAAACAUUGCUUUAGGAUUCCAUUUCGUUCCAUAGAAAGUGAUAGAGCAAGUCAGAUCGAAUUGAUUAAACCUUUUGAGAUUAUUAUUUCGAGAGAAAUUCAUAAGCUUUUGUUUAAUAAUUACUCAAUUAUAAAAACCUUGGAUAUUAAUUUUGCGCAGGAGAUCAAUUUUUUUCAGAUAUAUUUACACGUAAAUAUCCAUGAUGCAUUUAAAAAGCUUACUGUUUUAUAUUGUGAAACAAGAAAUGAUUCGUCCUUGUUUUACAUAUUGGCUUCAUAUUGCCAUCUCUUACGAAGUAUACACAUUAGAAAAUGUCAAAGUGAUAACCCUGGAUUAGCUAAUUUGAUUGAUGUUCAACACAAUUUAACGUCAAUUGAAUGUAUGAUUGAUAACAACGACGCAAUAUUUAUGAAUCAACAAGUCCUCGUAGAAAUCGGAAAUGCUUUGAUUAAAAAGGUCAAUACAAUUACACAUCUGAAGGUUUCUUAUCAAUUGAGAUUUUUCUUGCCUUUGAAACUUCUUGCAGAUACAAAAAAUCUAAAGGUUUUGGAACUUACCAACCGCAUCAAUUAUCCAGAUCGUCGAUUGGAUAUCUUAUCUUCUAAAAAAUUUUCUCAACUUGAAGUUCUAACAAUGGGAAAGGUUAAUAUUCAAUUAGUAAUACAAUUAAUUGAAAAUACUGAAGGGAAACUUUCGGAGGUUGUUCUUGAUACAACAUAUCAUGAAAGAUAUUCUGGACAUUAUAUUCAAACCGUUUGCAGAUAUUGUCCAAAUAUAAAAGUUUUGUCAUUGGGAAUCAAUACAAAUGAUUUUGAUAAUUUUGAUAAUUUAUUAAUAAAUUGUCAAAAACUUCAAAAAAUAAUCAUUGAUAGAUACCAAAAACCAAAUCUUAAAGAUACUAAAAAAUUAUAUGAUAUAUUGUUAAAAUCUUCUCCGAAAAUUCUGUGUGAAAUUCGGAUUGCUAGUAAUUGGGUAUUUCUGGCAAGUGAUCUAGAUAAAUUUAUUGUGGAUUGGAAUGCUCGAAUUCCUCCAGUUCCUCUUACAAUGUAUUUAAGUAUCUUCAUUAAAUCUGAUGAAACUUUUAAUGUCAGUAUGAAAAUGCUUGAACAACAUGAAAAAGAUGGCACAUUAAAACAUUAUGACUUUUUUUGUGAUAAUUAUAUUUGUUAG
This is a messenger RNA of Funneliformis mosseae, 1332 nucleotides long. Lineage: Eukaryota; Fungi; Glomeromycota; Glomeromycetes; Glomerales; Glomeraceae. The record is from the annotation of a GenBank genome assembly.